Serendipita indica DSM 11827 is the source of this 1434-nucleotide messenger RNA. NCBI's taxonomy places the organism in Eukaryota, Fungi, Basidiomycota, Agaricomycetes, Sebacinales, Serendipitaceae. The record is from the annotation of a GenBank genome assembly.
AUGAAGACGCUCACCACCCUCUCCGUUUCUCUUCUUGUCGCCUCUGCCGCGCUCACGGCCCAAGCACACACAAAUGACAUUCGCAAACGACACGCUCCUGCGUUUGAGCGGGCUCUCGACUCUGCUCUUGCAAAGCGUGAGCCCCAGGGACCGCCCAUUCCUAUCAUCAUUGGUGACUCGGAAUCCGAGUCCUCGACAUCUACCUCGUCGGAAUCCACGUCGUCUAGAACCCCAGAGCAGACUCCGACGCCUACUUCAACUUCGACAACGACGACCUCUACGCAAGCACCCCAACCCCCUCCGGAAGAUUCGACCACGUCAACCUCGACCUCUUCUACGUCUUCCAGCUCUUCUUCCAGCAGUUCCUCUUCAUCACGAAGCACUGCUUCAUCCUCCAGUUCCGAUACCCGCACUGUAAUCCGGAAUACCCAAUCGCAGACAUUUGCGAGCGUUCGUCAGACGACCACAAUCACGACAUCCCGCAGUACUGCGUCGAAUGCGGACCAAACCGAGACUCCUGACAAGCCUAGCUUUACCUCGAACAAGGGAGCCGUCGCGGCCACGGUGACCGUUGCCGUCAUUGUGGUCGUUGGUGCCCUGAUCUUUAUCGCAUUCUGGAUCAAGAGGAAGAAUAACCGUGGAAAGAUGGGCGAGGAGGACAUGUGGGACGAGGCCUCGAUGAAAGACUUUUCUCGUCCUCCCGUUGCAGGCAUGCCCAUGUCGCCACCGCCAGUUGCCAUGUCUCUCGCCGACGAGCAGACGCACGGCGGUCUCACCCGCUCGCGGACCCAGACGCAAGCCCUCCCGAGCCAACUCGCCCGUCAGCGGUCGAACCAUUCGUCGCCCGGCAAGAGUGCCGAGCGCGAGAUGGAGCCGGAUGAGCUUCUCGCCAUGCCGCCUGUCACAAACUAUGAACGGCCCCGCGACUCGGCAUAUGAUAUUGUCCCGGCGGCUCCACCCACGGCAGCUUAUGCUUCUCACCAAGGCUAUGGCGCUCAACAAGGCUAUGGUGCACAACAAGGCUAUGAUGCACAAGGAUACGAUUACAACGCGUACUCGAAUGCAUACGCCUCGUCUUCUGGAUCAAACGCAUAUACGGCCGCGUCUGGUUCUGGCUCGAACGGCGGUCUCGCACCGCCCAAGCGUGCCGGCGAUCACACGAGCUUUGGGUCUGGAUUCGGCAAUGAUCCGUUUGCGGGCACUGGCUUUGUCGACGCGACGCGCGAGAGCACCUAUGGGCCUGGGCAAGCGGGUCGUGGUGCCGGAUAUGGCGCAGCAGGUGCGAGUGGGAGCGGGUCGAAUGCGCAAGUGAAUGGGUUGGGCAAUCAGUGGCCACAAAACUAUGAUCCGUACACGGGCUAUAGCCAAGGCGCGCAGACGCCCUAUGGACAGGGACAUUCGCAGGCCUAUGGUGGCUACGGAUAUGCUAGUUAA